This is a messenger RNA of Dama dama (fallow deer), 592 nucleotides long. It is a transcript of the gene FAM177B, whose product is annotated as family with sequence similarity 177 member B. Lineage: Eukaryota; Metazoa; Chordata; Mammalia; Artiodactyla; Cervidae. Bases 74 to 592 code for a protein of 172 amino acids. The transcript is spliced from 5 exons. The record is from RefSeq and is a predicted model, not a curated record.
CAAAUACUGAGCUCCACCUGUUAGGUACUGUAGGGGGCAGGAGAUAAAGCGGGGCGCACACAGUUGUUUCCUUAUGGAGAAAGACAAUUUCCAGCAGUUAGAACUAGAGAAGAGUGGACCUUCCAAAAGGACAACUCCCAGAAGAAUUAUCCAUUUUGCUGAUGGAGACAUCAUGGAAGAAUAUAGCACAGAGGAGGAGGAAGAGGAAGCUAAAGAACAGAGAACAAAUUCAACACUUGAUCCUUCUAAACUUGCCUGGGGGCCCUACCUAUGGUUUUGUGCAGGGCAAAUAGCAAGAACCUCAUUUUCUACCUGUGAAUUCCUUGGUGAAAGAUUUGCUGUCUUCUUUGGUCUUCAUCAGCCCAAGUACCAGUAUAUGUUAAAUGAGUACUGCAGAACAAGAAGUAAGCAAAGUGACAAGGGAAGUGAAGAGAAUGGAUCAAAGGCCCAACCAGCCAAUGUUCCUAAUGAGAAAUGUCACCUGGAGGCCAGGGGCCAUGAGUAUGGAACAAGACUACGAGAUGUUGCGGAGGGCAUUUCUCAGUGGAGUGCCUCAUCCAAGGAGGGCCUGAUGGCAGAUUCCAGCUCCUGA